Molecule: messenger RNA, 2342 nt
Organism: Phragmites australis (common reed)
Lineage: Eukaryota; Viridiplantae; Streptophyta; Magnoliopsida; Poales; Poaceae
Product: sucrose:sucrose 1-fructosyltransferase-like
Exons: 3
Coding region: 130-2115 (661 amino acids)
Biological process (GO): carbohydrate metabolic process
Molecular function (GO): beta-fructofuranosidase activity
Source: RefSeq, a predicted model, not a curated record
AGAGGCGGAGUACACAGGAGCUAAACAGCGAGCAGUUGCGAUCGAAUAGGAGACGGAGAUCGAUCGGGGCGAUCGACCCAUUAUAUUGCCCAUUGCCACUGACUGUUACGUACGUUCUCCCGCGUCGCCAUGGAGACCCGGGACAACCCGAGUACGCCGCUCCCCUACUCCUACUCGCCGUUGCCAGCGGCCGACGCCGCCUCCGCCGAAGUCUCCGGCACCGGACGCGGCCAUGGCCGCAGGCGUGCGCUGUGUGCCGCCGCGCUCGUCCUGUCGGCCGCGCUGCUCCUCGCCGUCGCCGCGCUCGCCGGCGUCCGCCCGAUGCAGGGACGUUCCGGCGCUGCGGUGGCCUCGGAGGAAGCGAGGAGCAGGGGGGCAGAGGCCGGCGUGUCGGAGAAGACGUCGGGCGCCUGGAGCGAGGCCAGGCUGGGCGCGCCGGCCGGCGACGGCGGGAACGCGUUCCCGUGGAGCAAUGCGAUGCUGCAGUGGCAGCGAACGGGGUUCCACUUCCAGCCACAGAAGAACUGGAUGAACGAUCCUAACGGUCCUGUGUACUACAAAGGGUGGUACCACCUGUUCUACCAGUACAACCCGGAGGGCGCGGUGUGGGGCGACAAAAUCGCAUGGGGCCACGCGGUCUCCCGCGACCUCAUGCACUGGCGCCACCUCCCUCUCGCCAUGGUGCCCGACCAGUGGUACGACAUCAACGGCGUCUGGACCGGCUCCGCCACCACCCUCCCCGACGGCCGCCUCGUCAUGCUCUACACCGGCUCCACCAACCAAUCCGUGCAGGUCCAGUGCCUCGCCGUGCCCUCCGACCCCACCGACCCGCUGCUCACCAACUGGACCAAGUAUGAGGGCAACCCGGUCCUGUACCCGCCGCCGGCCAUCGGCCCCAAGGACUUCCGCGACCCCACCACCGCCUGGUUCGACCCCUCCGACAAGACGUGGCGCGUCGUCAUCGGCUCCAAGGACGACCACCACGCCGGCAUCGCCGUCACCUACAAGACCAAGGACUUGGUGCACUACGAGCUCCUGCCGGGCGUGCUCCACCGCGUGCCCGGCACCGGCAUGUGGGAGUGCAUCGACUUCUACCCCGUCGGCACGCGCGGCGACAACGGCAUCGACAUGUCCGAUGCCAUGUCCAAGAACGGCGUCGUCGGGGACGUGGUGCACGUCAUGAAGGCCAGCAUGGACGACGACCGGCACGACUACUACGCGCUCGGCCGGUACGACGCGGCGGCCAACGCGUGGACGCCCAUGGACCCCGACAACGACGUCGGCAUCGGCCUGCGCUACGACUGGGGCAAGUUCUACGCGUCCAAGACCUUCUACGACCCGGCCAAGCGCCGCCGCGUGCUCUGGGGGUGGGUCGGCGAGACCGACUCGGAGCACGCCGACGUCGCCAAGGGAUGGGCAUCGCUGCAGUCGAUCCCCCGCACGGUGCUGUUGGACACCAAGACCGGUAGCAACCUGCUGCAGUGGCCGGUGGAGGAGGUGGAGACGCUGCGGACCAACUCCACCGACCUCAGCGGCAUCACCAUCGACUACGGCUCCGUCUUCCCGCUCAACCUCCACCGUGCCACCCAGCUCGACAUCCUCGCCGAGUUCGAGCUCGACCGCCACGCCGUCAUGGCCCUCAAUGAGGCCGACGUCGGCUACAACUGCAGCACCAGCGGCGGCGCCGCCAGCAGGGGCGCGCUCGGCCCCUUUGGGCUGCUCGUCCUCGCCGACAAGCACCGCAGGGAGCAGACCGCCGUCUACUUCUACGUCGCCAAGGGCCUCGACGGCCGCCUCACCACGCACUUCUGCCAGGACGAGUCCAGGUCCUCCAGCGCCAACGAUAUCGUCAAGAGGGUCGUUGGCAGCGUCCUCCCCGUGCUCGACGGCGAGACCCUCACCGUCAGGGUUCUCGUCGACCACUCCAUCGUCGAGAGCUUCGCGCAGGGCGGGAGGUCCACGGCGACAUCGCGCGUGUACCCGACGGAGGCCAUCUAUGCCAACGCGGGGGUGUACCUCUUCAACAACGCCACCGCCGCCCGCGUCACGGCCAAGACCCUCGUCGUCCACGAGAUGGACUCCUCCUACAACCAAGCCUACAUGGCUGAGCUCUGAACCAUUUUUUGAUCAUAUACAUAGCAUCCGCACUCAAUUCCCUUCUCAAUUUUUGUUUCCUUUUUAUCCCUGCUUUAAUUUUGUGCCUAUCAUUAUCUCUAUCAAUCGCUUCAGGCCUUCCAAUUGUACUAUCUACUGGAAGAUGCCACGAUGCAAGGCCAUAUAGCCUAUAGUUGUACAUGUAUCAAAAACACCCAUGAGUCAAUGUUCUACAUAGAUUUCGCUCC